UGUAGUUGGGUCUUUGGCCCAAAUUGACUCUCCAAAAAUGGUGUGUUUCUACUUUCCACAACUUUAGUCGUUAUUAGUUCCCCUAUCUCGUUAAGCUUGGUCUGCUUCAUCUGUGCCAUACAGUAAUCAGUAGAACUACAAGUAGUGCCAAUGGCUUCUCCAUCGGCAUUUUCGCGCCUUAACCUUCUCCUCCCGAAACCUUCUCUUUUUGCCGCCAAUUUCCGCAGAACCCAAUUCCAUUUCUUCCCCACUCUUUCUUCCCGCACCAUCUCCUCCUCCUCCUCCUCCUCCCUAACAUGCUCUUCUUAUUCUAAUUCUUCUAUGAAAGAGCUCCAAAACCCAACCCCAAAACGCGACAACCACUUUGUCGUUUUGGGCAUUGAAACCAGCUGCGACGACACUGCCGCCGCCGUUGUGAGAAGCAACGGUGAAAUUCUGAGUCAAGUCGUGUCUUCUCAGGCAGAUCUGCUAACGAAAUAUGGAGGUGUCGCUCCAAAAAUGGCAGAAGAAGCUCACUCGCAGGUUAUUGACCAGGUUGUGCAAGAAGCUCUUGAUAAUGCUUACAUGACUGAGAAGGAUCUUACUGCAGUUGCUGUUACUAUUGGUCCUGGUUUAAGUCUUUGCCUUCGUGUUGGAGUGCAGAAGGCUCGACAAAUUGCUGGGUCCUUUAAGUUACCAAUUAUUGGCAUACAUCACAUGGAAGCACAUGCUCUAGUAGCCAGGUUAACUGAGAAAGAUUUACAGUUUCCAUUCAUAGCCCUACUCAUAUCAGGGGGACAUAAUCUACUCAUUCUAGCUCGUGAUCUUGGGCAAUAUGUACAACUUGGAACAACAAUAGAUGAUGCAAUUGGUGAAGCAUAUGACAAGACAGCCAAAUGGCUUGGACUUGAUUUGAGGAGAAGUGGUGGUCCUGCUAUAGAGGAGCUUGCUAAGGAGGGGAAUGCCAAAUCAGUAAGCUUUUCAGUUCCAAUGAAGCAGCACAAAGAUUGCAACUUUUCCUAUGCUGGUCUAAAAACCCAAGUAAGGUUGGCAAUUGAAUCCAAAAAGAUUGAUGCCAACAUCCCUAUUUCUUCUGCAAGUAAAGAAGAUCGAUUGGCCCGGGCUGAUAUUGCUGCUGCUUUUCAGCGAAUUGCAGUGUUACAUCUUGAGGAAAGGUGUGAACGUGCAAUCCAGUGGGCAUUGAAGAUGGAGCCUUCUAUAAGACACCUGAUUAUCUCUGGUGGUGUUGCAUCAAAUCAUUAUGUUCGAUCUCGGCUUGAUAUGGUUGUGAAGAAGAAUGGCUUGCAACUUGUAUGCCCUCCUCCCCGGCUUUGUACUGACAAUGGUGUAAUGGUAGCUUGGACUGGCAUUGAGCACUUCCGCAUGGGAAGAUAUGACCCUCCUCCACCUGCAGAAGAACCAGAAAACUUUGUGUAUGAUUUGCGGCCGAGGUGGCCACUAGGGGAAGAAUAUGCCGAAGGAAGAAGUGACGCACGCUCAAUAAGAAGGGCUCGUCUUCAUCCAUCUCUUACGUCUAUAAUUCAAGCAUCAUCACAGCAGUGACAUUGCAUGUACUUCCAUGUUGCUUCAGCCUCUUCAUGAAGCUCUGCUGCACUAUUUUUGAUGGGCUGAAAUGUACUAAAACACAUAAUGUGUCAAGUCUGAUGCUUUUUUUGGGACCCUGUCAAUUAGCACCAUACCAAUGUCCCAAGAAAAUUCAGCCAAGCAAUGUCAUCAUAGGGUAAAAAAAGGUGGGUGAAAGUGAAAAUUGAAAAGAGAGGUUAUUAGAUUAAAUUAGAGUGAUGCUAUCACUAUUCUAUUCUUUUUUUAAAAAAAAAGAAAGAUUGAUUUAUAGCUUGAAUUCUUAAGGCAAUUUGUAAAUGUUGUAGCACAAAAUGUUUUGUAAUUAUUCUAUCCGCCAAACUGUGGUGGCACUGGUCUUUUUUCUGCAUAAUCUCCAGAUAUAUAUUGUAUGUUUUUCACAUUUCCCAUUUUUUAAGUUUCGUUGUUUAUAUGUUGAGAAAAAUUUGAGGGCCAACAAUUUUAGUUUAUAUGGGCCAAGUGGCCAGCAGUCUAACA
Arachis duranensis is the source of this 2058-nucleotide messenger RNA. RefSeq names its product probable tRNA N6-adenosine threonylcarbamoyltransferase, mitochondrial. The transcript is spliced from 13 exons. Gene Ontology annotation, biological process: tRNA threonylcarbamoyladenosine modification. Gene Ontology annotation, cellular component: mitochondrion. The record is from RefSeq and is a predicted model, not a curated record. Lineage: Eukaryota; Viridiplantae; Streptophyta; Magnoliopsida; Fabales; Fabaceae. The coding region runs from base 151 to 1542 and encodes 463 amino acids.